CAGAAACCGUGGCCUUGAAAGAAUGCCUACAGCGACCGAGUUCGUUACUUCGGCCGCACCAACCUACAGUUUGUUUCUCUCCCGCUCUCUAAAUUUGGCCAUCUCCAUCUGCAUCCCCAGCACUUCUGCCUGUGUUCAUCGAGAAGAGAAACAGCCUGCACAUCUCCCCGACACCAUUAUUCACCUCUCUCCUUCUAUCUUUUUCCACACGCCCUUUUCCUGUCGAUCGGCACUGCAAGAAGCCCAUCGAUCGUCUCUUAUCUCUUUCCAUUCCUCUUCAUCUUCCGUUCAGGGAUUUCUGGCCUUUUUAGUUUUAUUUGGUAGGACGUCGAUGUCGCAGCGCUAGAAUAUGGAGAUUUUAGUGACUCGGCUAUAGCAGACAGUGAUUCAAUUUGUACAAUCAUAGAAUCCACCUUGCUUGGAGCCAUCAGUUAUGGAGGCGACCAAUGAAGCUGGCAAGCAUCCAAAUGGUCUAGAAGAUGAAGGUGUGAAAGAAGAUGCAAUCUCGAAACCAACAGAAGAUGCUAGAAUGGCUACUACAUCCUCGUCUUCCUUCUGUUCUUCAGCUGAUGGAGAUGAUUUCUUUCAACUUGAAACAAGCACGCUGGAAGAAGCUGCGACAAGCUUAGGCGGUGAAAGAAUAGAAUGUAUGGAGAGUUGCAGAGUUGAAACUGACAAAAUAGAGGUGAAGACUCUGAAGCAGAGCAGAGAAGAUGAAGAUGAGCUUUCUGCACCAACUCAAACCGAGGAUCGUCCGAAUGAAAAGCCAUGCAUAUCAGGCAGCAUCUCUUCUGAUUUUUCAGUUGGCGGCAAUUCAGAUGACAGAACUUCUGCAAAAUCCAUGAGUGACUGCAGCCGAGAAUUCGUGAUUGAUGAGAAUAUUGAUGUUAACGCCGACAUGACGUUCAAGUCAAACCACUCGGCACUGGAUUACAGCCAUGUUUCUCAGUCAGAAAAUUAUAGCACCUACUUGGGAUUUGCAAAGCAAUCGCUUGCGAGCUAUGGCAAUGAAAAACCAGAUGCUUACGACCCUAUGAGAAUCCCUGCGUCUAUCUUCUCCAAGCCCCAGAGUACCAUGGAGUGGAGUGUGGCUUCAAAUGACUCGUCAUACAACGUUCAGGGAAAACGUGUUGAUGCACAGCAGAAACCGCCUGUUAUUCUGGCUAUUCCUCGUGCUAAUAGCAUGCCACGCCACUCUGAUGCCAGCGUCCGUUCCUUUGCAUUUCCAAUUUUGACAGCAGAUGGACAUAAUGCGUCUCGCAAGGUGGAAGAAGAAAGCCAGGCUGUUCCCCAAGUGGAUCAGGAGAAGCCAGGAUUGCCUCCUCGUGCAUGGUUCUCCUGCCUAUUCUGUUGCUGACAUCAUGGGAUAAUAUGCGCGCAAGCUUUCCUCAGGUGUGCCAAGCAUUGCAGAUGGAUACCCUGAAUCCAUUGACCCAUAUUUAAGGCCACUAGAGUCCACACCUGCUUCCUUUUUGUCUCUGCCGAUCAGCCUGUUUCUGCUACAUGUCUCAGUUGCGUCUGUAAGUAUUCUUGAAGGGGUCGGUAGAUGUCUAAAGUGCAAUAUGCUUUGAACGUUGAGAGAGUGUGCAGGUGGUCGUUGUUGAAGUGGACUGCGUGAGCGGUGGCAACUGGUUGCCGCUGCUGCUUGUUUUCCUGCUGUCCUCUUUCUCUCUUGUUGAUUCUGUAAAUUGUAUUGUAAAAAAUUCUACUGGUAGUGAUUUUCGAAGUUCUAGUUCAGCAUCGAGUUUUCGUUUUGGGAGCAAGGAUCAGGGAAAAUGAUAAAAUGUUGGAAAAUAACAUAGCAUAACAUUCUAAACUGGUAUCUGGUGAGUGACGUCACGAAACUGUCAAUUAUUUCAGCAAGAGAGGGGGUGGUUUUAUGUGGUCUUUGAAGUCUGUAGGAUAUCAAGUGCUCUUCAUGUUAUGCAGAAGCAUGAAUGUUCAUGGAAUGGUUUGGCCUUUGGGAGUGCUGACUUUUAGACAGAGAUCUAGUUUAGGUAUUUUAAAAUUAGGUAAAUAUUGGGGGCUGUUUGGCGAUUAGCACAGUUUGUCACUGUUUCAUUAAUCUGCUCCAAGACUGUAUUAUUGUAACAAGUUACUUACUUUGACAGUAUUUUAUGAAUCUGCCCUAAUCUUUGGGGUAUGUCUAUAGAAUAAUAACAAACUAUUACUAUUGCCAAACACCCUUACUCAAAAUGAAAAACACUUAAAUAACAUUUUUUUUGUCAAGUCAGAAUCGGAUCCACUGCAGCCAAAAUUUCCAAACUCCUUGUACCAAAUUUGCGGGUCUGCAACCUAGUAUCAAUCUACCAUUUGCAUAUGUAUGUUUCACAUGUUUUGUGUUAUGACUUCUGAAAUAACUUUAAAAUUAUGAACUUGAAUUUGGCAAAUAGAAAUUUAUGGAAGUUUCUCAUAUCUGCUUAUCUGUGGUAGUUG
This is a messenger RNA of Nymphaea colorata (pocket water lily), 2436 nucleotides long. RefSeq lists its product as uncharacterized. The transcript has 4 exons. Lineage: Eukaryota; Viridiplantae; Streptophyta; Magnoliopsida; Nymphaeales; Nymphaeaceae. Bases 434 to 1357 code for a protein of 307 amino acids. The record is from RefSeq and is a predicted model, not a curated record.